AACGCCAGAUGACGACGACGACGACAAGCCAUUGGCGGCUACUUUAGAGAGCAAGUUGGCGAUCAAGACAGAACAGACCAAACCCCAGCUCAUGUUCACGAUAACUGUGGGAGAUCCCCAGAAGGUCGGCGAUCCAAUCAGUGCUCACAUAGUUUACACCGUCACAACAAAGACAAAUCAUCCAGCAUUCAAGAAGGAUUCUUUCUCUGUCCUACGACGUUACUCAGACUUCCUCUGGCUCUAUGAGACCCUUGUUUCCAAUAAUCCAGGCAUCAUAGUCCCUCCUGUCCCCGAGAAAGUUGCUUUGGGGCGUUUUGAGGGGUCGUUCGUGGAAUCGAGGCGCUUGGCCCUAAAUAAGUGCAUACAGAAAAUCGCGAACCAUGCAAAAUUAGCGAAUGAUCUCGAUUUUAUAUUUUUCCUGGAGUCAGACACGUUUUCACUUGACAUCAAGCAUAGACGAGCAGAGUCAUCGACAGGUGGUUUCCUCGCUUCCCUAGGAAGUUCGAUAUCUGGGUCUAAAUUCCAUGAAACCGAUGAAUGGUUUGAUAAGAAGAAAACCUACCUAGAUACACUCGAGGCUCAACUCCGGUCUUUGGUCAAGGCUAUAGAGGCCGUGGCGAAACAACGGACGGAGGUCAUCACCGCAACUCAGGAAUUCGCCGACACCAUAGCAGCGCUGGCGGCUUCGGAUCUGAGCAAGCAUUUAUCUGAAUCUAUGAAAGUACUAGCUCAGGUCGAAACACAAGCCAAAGAGUUGCACGACAGUCAAGCAAGGGACGAUCUUGUUUUAUUGACAGGAACAGUGGACGAGUACAUUCGUUUGAUCACCUCUGUUCGGCUGGCAUUCCAAUCCCGCACCAAAACAUACCAUAAUAUGAAGCUAACCGAAAGUGAGCGCUUACGGGUCAGAAAUGCGAAUGAGAAGAUUAUACGACAACACACGGUGGAUCGUCAAUCGAUGGUUCCUCUGCAGCGGGAGAUAGAGCAGGUCGAGUUAAAGGCUCAAGAAGCACGAACCAAAUUCGAAGAGGUUACUAGAUUAUGUAAAGCCGAAGUGGACCGGUUCGAAAGGGAAAGGAUUAACGACUUCAAAAUAUCUCUUGAGCGAUUUUUAGAUGGGAUGCUGAGGCGCCAGAAUGAAAUCAUCGAUUCGUGGGACGGAUACCAGAAAUUGUUGCUGAAAUCAACUGAUUUGAACAAUGAAGCACCAACUGCCGCAUGAAUUUCGAUCAGAAUCAUUCUAACGUCCCCAUAACCUCAUUUUCAUUAGGCUGUAGCUACUUGUGUACACGUAUCAUGCCUUUAAUGUCUAAAAGAUGCGUCCGAGAAAGUCCAAUUGAGAAAAGAAUACAAUGGGACCAUCACCCGUAGAAA
Messenger RNA from Cantharellus anzutake, 1374 nucleotides. RefSeq names its product Vps5 C terminal like-domain-containing protein. The coding region runs from base 92 to 1222 and encodes 376 amino acids. Gene Ontology annotation, biological process: protein retention in Golgi apparatus; retrograde transport, endosome to Golgi. Gene Ontology annotation, molecular function: phosphatidylinositol binding. The transcript has 10 exons. Lineage: Eukaryota; Fungi; Basidiomycota; Agaricomycetes; Cantharellales; Hydnaceae. The record is from RefSeq and is a predicted model, not a curated record. Gene Ontology annotation, cellular component: endosome.